Mytilus californianus (California mussel) is the source of this 627-nucleotide messenger RNA. Its product is annotated as toll-like receptor 4. Gene Ontology annotation, biological process: toll-like receptor signaling pathway; immune response. Gene Ontology annotation, molecular function: transmembrane signaling receptor activity. The record is from RefSeq and is a predicted model, not a curated record. NCBI's taxonomy places the organism in Eukaryota, Metazoa, Mollusca, Bivalvia, Mytilida, Mytilidae. The transcript has a single exon. Gene Ontology annotation, cellular component: membrane. Bases 1 to 627 code for a protein of 208 amino acids.
AUGUCAAUAAUUAUCACAUGUUCUGCAAUAUUUGUCUUCAUAGCAAUAUUAGUUACAAUCUCUAUUCACAGACACAGACAGAAACUUCGUUUCAUUUUUUACACAUUUAGAGGAAGAAUUCACUUCUUAUAUUAUAAAACAAAGUUUAAGAAACGGUUUCGGUCUACAAAACAUUCAGAAAACAAGAUGGACUUUAUGUAUGAUGGCUUUGUGUCAUAUUCUGAUGAAGAUCGAGCAUUUGUUUUGAAUGAUUGCAUCACAAAUCUCGAAGAAAAAGGAAAUCUAAAGUUAUGUUUACAUCACCGUGAUUUUGUUCCAGGAGAAGAUAUAACAGAUAACAUUAUACAUGCAAUUGAAAGCAGCCGAAAGACAAUCUGUAUAAUAACAAGAUCUUUUCUGCAGUCUUACUACUGUAUGUUUGAAUACAACAUGGCUAGAAUGGAAAGUAUUCACUCAAGAAAUGGAAAAAAUGUUCUUUUUCUUGUAUUUUAUGAACAAUUAUUACCAGAGGAGUUACCUUUGGUUUUAUAUGAAGUUCUUCAGAAACAAACAUAUAUUGAAUUUCCGAAUGACGAACAUGGUAAUAGGAUUUUCUUGGGAAAAAUAAAGGACGGUAUAUCUGCUUAG